Molecule: messenger RNA, 2456 nt
Organism: Oncorhynchus tshawytscha (Chinook salmon)
Lineage: Eukaryota; Metazoa; Chordata; Actinopteri; Salmoniformes; Salmonidae
Product: transmembrane protein 147-like
Exons: 7
Coding region: 1250-1927 (225 amino acids)
Source: RefSeq, a predicted model, not a curated record
GUUUUAAUACUAUGCUGGAACAAAAGUCUGCAUACCAUGUUGGUACCUAGGACCAGGAGUCAAACAUGAUUGAUAUUGAAUUUGCCAAUCUGGUUGUGCACAUUGCACUGGAUGACUUCUCAGACAGGUUUUCUGCCAGAAUUUAUUGGGUGUAAGGCUAUGGAACUGACAGUUUCUCAGUCAAGUGUCAACUCUCCAUCGACAUAUGCAUUCUGAAAGCUAUCUGGAAGUCCAUUAUUGCAAUUUAAUUUAUCCUGCCCUAACGGGAAUCACAGGGGACAUCUAGUGGCAAAUAUUGUUGCACAAUAAGGUCAACCAAAUGACUGGUGGUAUGUUUUCUGCAUUCAACACUGUUCACAUAAACAACCACAACACCCAUUAUUUUGGAAUGUCAUUAUAGCAUGGUUGUACAUUUUUAAAAAAAUAUAUUAAUUAGACUAGCCUAGAGUACUGCACAUUGUGGAUGCCUGAGUGACCAUAAUGAGCUUUAAAGGUCCAAUGUAGUCAUAUCUCAAUAUCAAAUCAUUUCUGGGUAAAAAUUAAGUACCUUACUGUGAUUGUUUCUUUUUGACCAUUUUAAUUUAAAACAAAGUGUUUCUUAGCAAGAGCAGACCAAAACUUCAUCCCACAAAGUUGACAUUUCAGGCUGUCUUUUCAAACCGCUCUUACACUAAAAGGGCAUUAUCAUAAUUUGACCGUUUUCAGAGUACUAUUCCAAGCUCAUAGUUUGGAAAUAUUUUUCAAACAAUCACCUUCUUGACUGCACUGGGCCUUUAACUCAAUGACGUUAGACUACUACAUAUAGUGUAGCCCUGCUGCCGCCAGAUGGCGCUAUUAUUGCUAAUGUCGUUUGUUAGUGGCGAAUAGCGCCUACUAGCGGAUGUCCAGGCUAGCUAGAAGUGCUGCAAAUAUCCUUAAACUUAUAAAUUGUCAUUAGCUGUAUUUGUUAUGUCAACGAUGAUGCAGGAACUAUUUACUCAUUGCAUGAACAACAAAAACCACCGAGUUUUUAAACAUUUUCAUACUAAACUAUUUUUGCAGAAACUGCCGAAGUCCUGCUCUGCAAUUAUUACGGUUAACCAUGGUGACUCCGUUCUGUCGUUCCGUCUAUUUGCUUUACAAGACCCUCUGAGUUUUUGUCCUAAAUCGCUAGCAAACGAGCGGAGCGAUAGGAUCGGAGACAUCAAGGGAUAGCGGAAUCAUUUAAAGACUCGUUGGAGAAUUCGCCAGUGUUGGACUCCCUGGCAAUAUGACGCUAUUUCAUUUCGGGAAUUGCUUUGCCUUGGCUUAUUUCCCCUACUUUAUCACCUACAAGUGCAGUGGACUAUCAGAAUACAAUGCAUUCUGGAGAUGUGUUCAAGCAGGAGCUACCUACCUAUUUGUGCAGCUAUGCAAGAUGCUAUUUCUAGCCACUUUCUUCCCCACAUGGGAGGGAGGAGCUGGUGUGUAUGACUUUGUUGGUGAGUUUAUGAAGGCCACGGUGGACCUAGCAGACCUUCUGGGCCUGCAUCUGGUCAUGUCCAGGAACGCAGGGAAGGGAGAGUACAAGAUAAUGGUGGCAGCGAUGGGAUGGUCCACAGCAGAGCUCGUUAUGUCAAGGUGUAUACCUCUAUGGGUGGGUGCCAGAGGCAUUGAGUUUGACUGGAAGUACAUACAGAUGAGCUUCGACUCCAACAUCAGCCUGGUGCACUAUAUCGCCAUGGCAGCAGUGGUGUGGAUGUUCACGCGGUACGACCUCCCAAAGAGCUUCCGUCUGCCUGUGACUGUACUGCUAGGGCUGUGUGUAUACAAGGCCUUCCUCAUGGAGUUGUUUGUCCAUGUGUUCCUGCUGGGGAGCUGGACAGCCCUCCUGGUGAAGGCGGUGCUCACUGGAUCCAUCUCCCUCUGUUCUCUCUUCCUCUUCGUCACACUGGUGCACAGUAACUGAGACUGGCUGCGACCCCAAACAAAGAGGGUCUUUAACACACACACACACAGGGCCUUUCAACCAGACUUUGCCUGUAAAGAUUAAUUUUGUAUCACACAGAAAGAGGGCAGGAAUGUGAGCAUUCAUGGUUUGACUUUUUUAAUGUUAUAAUACUACUUUUUUAUGUAUGAUUUAUUAUUGUGCUGAAUUAGUACGGUAGAUUGAGUAUUUAUAACAAGUGGAUGAAAGUGGAUGCCUCUUAAGCGUUGUAGUACAGUUACUAAACUACUUUGACAUCUAAGCUGAUGGUACAAUACUGUUGUUACUCUGUGUGCUCACCUGCAUUACUGCAGAUAUGAAAGAGAUUAACUUUAUCUCAUUCGACAUGAUGAAAUACAAAUGUUGGUGCACUUGUCACAUGACUGAAGCAGCAUAAUGGCGAACUUAUGUUGUCGUAAGAUUACAUAAAACAUGGUAGCAGUGGGUUAUCCUACUCUAUGGAAACUUAGUGAGGUGUGAGUGAAUGGCCAAUAAAUGACUUAAUAUGCUA